This is a messenger RNA of Knipowitschia caucasica, 384 nucleotides long. NCBI's taxonomy places the organism in Eukaryota, Metazoa, Chordata, Actinopteri, Gobiiformes, Gobiidae. The record is from the annotation of a GenBank genome assembly.
AUGGACACACAGAACAGCACAGCCGAUGAGGAUGAAGAUGGCUGGCAUGCCAUAAUCGGGCUGCGGACGGGAAAUAGCCCUGAAGAGGACAAUCAUCUGAGAAUCGAAGCACCUGAGUUCCACCCAGACAAUGACAUGACUCAGGAGGGUGAGGAGCACGACACAGACGACGACACAAUGCCACAUGUGGCACCAGAAGCCGAGGCGCCAGAGGACCGGGCUGAGAAAGUCGACGGUCAGGAUGAGGUGUUGUCUGAGUCCAGCUCCAGUGACCAAGAGAAUCCGGUCGACACCCCAGCUAAACAGUAUCCUUUCAGACUUAGAAAGAAAAGAGUGAUAUUUACCUAUGAUAAAUUAGGUGUGCCUAGCACUUCAAGUGUUUAG